Molecule: messenger RNA, 1466 nt
Organism: Ictalurus punctatus (channel catfish)
Lineage: Eukaryota; Metazoa; Chordata; Actinopteri; Siluriformes; Ictaluridae
Gene: bet1
Product: Bet1 golgi vesicular membrane trafficking protein
Exons: 4
Coding region: 202-543 (113 amino acids)
Biological process (GO): endoplasmic reticulum to Golgi vesicle-mediated transport; vesicle fusion with Golgi apparatus
Cellular component (GO): SNARE complex; Golgi trans cisterna
Molecular function (GO): SNAP receptor activity
Source: RefSeq, a predicted model, not a curated record
GGCGUGUCACUCAGGGUCCAUACCGGCUUCCGUAGGCUGUCGUGGCGUGAAAACCUAGGCUAAUAGUUAGCGAAGAUAUCAGAAGUAUAGCCGGAUUUCUCUUCUGUCUAUAAUAGAUUGUGUGUAAAGAGUGAACGCGGUGUUUUAAGCAGUUAGGUGAGGUGAUUGUAGGAAAAACACAGGUGAAGAUUUGACGGUAAAAUGAGGCGUGCAGGUUUGGGUGAAGGAGCGCCGCAGGGGAAUUAUGUGGCCAGCGGUUACAGCGUUUACGAGGAGGAGAACGAACAUUUACAAGAAGGUCUUAGAGCCAAAGUAGACGCACUGAAACAUCUUUCAAUUGACAUCGGGACUGAAGUCAAAUACCAAAAUAAAAUGUUAUCAGACAUGGACUCGGACUUUGACUCAACUGGCGGUUUCUUGGGAGCCACCAUGGGCAGACUGAAGUCGUUGUCCAGAGGAAGUCAAACCAAAAUCUACUGCUACAUGCUACUUUUUGCUCUCUUUGUAUUCACUGUUCUUUACUGGGUGAUCAAACUGAGGUGAUGGAAAGACUAAUGACUGACUGCUUUCUUGACAGCCUCUACCCUGUGUGCCAUGCUCCUCUGCAUCAGACAAACCGAACGAAUCAGGCCAGUGAUGCCUUUGAAAUGAUUAACAAAGAGUAUCUGAUGUGUUCAAUAUUUCACUCAAAAGUUAUGCAAAAUCAGGGACAGAUCUUAUUAGUAUUCCUCACUGUAAUAGGUUGGUAAUUUUAGGAUGUAAAUGGUUGUAUUAUCAGUAUUCAAUGUGAGAUAUAAAAGGCUUUAAGGCAAUGCCAAUAUAUCAUUCUAGAUAUGCAGCUGUUUCCUAGGAUUAAUCAUACUAUCCCAGAAUGUUUUUUUCCACAGUUCAAUGCAUGCAUCAUAUGAGGAAGUAAUCGACUGCUUUUUAUAUAGACUCUCCGAAACAAAGAUGUUAGUUUCUAUGAAUACACAGAUCCAGGCUGUGCUGCAGGUCAGAGAACAGAAAAACAGUGAGAAAAACAUUGUCUAUUUUGUCAAGCUAAUUGUUCAUCAAGCUUCUUGGUGUAAACAACUUAUUAAGCUGGCCUCCUGGUCAGCAUGUCCUUUCAGAAUAAUUGUGACAACACUGUAGUGAAUGCACAAUAGCUCUAAAUGAUAGGGAGGUCAUGGUCUGCCCCUGUUCAAGGAAAUGUGUAAACAUUAAAAAUGUUUUCUGAGGGGGAAAAUCAACAGUGAUAAACAAUGAGAAAUGUAAUCUUUUCUAACCUUAAGAUUUUAAUCCUUUUUCCGUUGACUUGUAAGUUGAGGUUUAAUUUAAGAAUGAAUUCUGAAUAUACAGAAGAUAUCUUAAGCUUAACAGCUCUGGACUAAAAAUGAAAUGGAUUUCUCACAAUUGUGAUUUGUAUGUAAGAGAAAAUAUCUAAUAAUGUUUAACAAUAUACAACAAUAAAAUGUUGAAAGUCA